AUGGCGAUGGGCCGGACAAGAGCAUCCAUGGGUGGCUCUCUGGUGUCCAAGUUUGCGUUCAUUCCGCCGACGCCUGCGACAUACCGAGCGGACGAUGUGCGGUUCGAGGCCAUUGCCGGCGGGAGCGGGCAUGAGAUCAGCAUCCAGCACGUGAACAAGGGCUACGCCACGUCGAAGCGAAGCAGAUCAUCUGAUCUGGUGGCUAUCUAUUCUCAUGGUAAUGCGGAGGAUUUGGGUCUCAAUGCUGAUCUCAUCACUUAUCUUGCAAAUGUUGCAGAGAUGGAGAUCGUCGCCUACGACUACUCGGGCUACGGUCCGCUGACAAACGGCCAGGUCUCUCCGAACGAGUCGCGCGCGUAUGCCAACAUCGAGGCUGUCUUUGACUAUGUCCACGACGUCAUCGGCGUGCCUGAUGAGCGUAUCGUCAUCAUCGGUCGCUCUCUCGGCACCGGGCCCUCCUGCCAGGCCGCCAUCCGCCACCCAUCCAUCGCCGGCCUCGUUCUCAUCUCGCCGCUUGCCUCGGCCAUCAAGACACAACUGGCCUUUACCGUCCCGGGCUUUGACAUCUUCAAGAACUCUUCCAAGAUCUCGCAUGUUGCCGCGCCGGUCCUCAUCAUCCACGGCACCAACGACCGCGUCGUGCCCUUUGCUCAUGGCGAGCAGCUUGCAGCCCUCGCCCCUAACCUCUAUGAGCUCGUCGCUGUCGACGGCGCCGGCCACAAUGAUCUCAUCGACAGUAUGGGCCUCGAAAGCUACUUUGAUACCAUUGCCGACUUUGUCCGCGCCCUGCCGGCGCUCAACGCUUCCGCUGCUGCCGCCGCCAGUAACUCGGAUCUCGCUGCUGUCGAGGAAGUCACCGCUUCUUCGUCGUCGUUCAGCUCGCGGCGGCGGUAG
Thecamonas trahens ATCC 50062 is the source of this 894-nucleotide messenger RNA. RefSeq lists its product as uncharacterized. The transcript has 2 exons. The record is from RefSeq and is a predicted model, not a curated record. NCBI's taxonomy places the organism in Eukaryota, Apusomonadida, Apusomonadidae. Bases 1 to 894 code for a protein of 297 amino acids.